UUUAGCGGUAGGACGCCGCCUUUCUGGAAUGAGGGUAGCAGCGUCUUCGGCGGCAAAUUUAGUCGAAAGCUUGCUGCCAUGGAUGACCAAGGUUGCCCCCGGUGCAAGACCACCAAAUACAGGAACCCUUCUCUCAAGCUGAUGGUCAACGUUUGCGGACACACGCUUUGUGAAAGCUGUGUGGAGUUGCUAUUUGUUCGGGGAGCUGGGAAUUGCCAAGAGUGUGAUACCCCUUUGCGGAAGAGCAACUUCAGAGUACAACUCUUUGAGGAUCCAGCUGUUGACAAGGAGGUGGAAAUCCGUAAGAAGGUGCUGAAAAUAUACAAUAAAAGAGAGGAUGACUUCCCCAGCUUAGGAGAAUAUAAUGAUUUCCUGGAAGAAGUGGAAGAAAUUGUAUUCAACCUCACCAACAAUGUUGAUGUAGAAAGCACAAGAAAGAAAAUGGAAAUAUACCAGAAAGAAAACAAAGAAGUUAUUCAUAAAAAUAAGAUUAAAUUGUCUCGAGAACAAGAUGAGCUGGAAGAGGCACUGGAGGUUGAAAGGCAGGAGAAAGAACAGAGGCGGCUUCUUAUACAAAAGGAGGAACAAAUGCAACAGAUGUUGAAGAGGAAGAAUAAACAGGAACUUCUGGAUAAGUUGGAAAGUUCUCAUCUGCCAGCUUCUUUGCUGUUAGCCCAGCAUAAAGAUCGGUCUACACAGCUAGAAAUGCAACUGGAGAUUCCCAAACCUGUCAAACCAGUGGCAUUUUCAACAGGCAUCAAAAUGGGUCAGCAUAUUUCCUUAGUGCCUGUUCAAAAGAUUGAAGAAGUACUCUAUGACUAUAAUCCACUGCAUGUAGAAACAUAUGGACCAUUGGUUCCAGAGGUGGAAUUGCUGGGAAAAUUAGGGUAUCUAAACCAUGUCCGAGCUGCUUCCCCACAGGAUCUUGCUGGUGGCUACACUUCCUCUCUUGCCUGUCAUCGAGCCCUUCAAGAAGCCUUCAGUGGGCUGUUUUGGCAUCCUGGCUAGCUGGGGGGUAACAGACAACAAAGCAGAGCAAGCAAAACUCAGGUGAAAAUUGUUGCCGUCUGCACUAUGGCUAAACUGCAAUCAUCUAUCUUUAAAAAAAAAAGACAUUGUAAAGCCAGCUAUACUUAAGUUUAAAAAUUCACUAUAUAGAAACUUUAUUUAGAAAAAAUGGUGGUGUGUAUGUGUCUUUUCUUUUCUGUGGUUUGAGGAUGGGAAUGGGAGAUGCUUUAUGUCACUCUUCUGAGAUGUUAAUGGAAGAUGUGAGCAAUCAUUUCAUGUAUUUAAGGUUUCUGAAACAGACUAGUAAUUUAAAAAAAAAAUCCAGAUGUUGUUGUUGUUGUUAUUUUUCAUAGUUUCUAUAUCUUCUUUUCAGGUUUCUAUUUACAAAACCACUGAAAUGCUGUUUUCAUUAAACCUGUAUAAUACAA
This is a messenger RNA of Crotalus tigris (Tiger rattlesnake), 1436 nucleotides long. RefSeq names its product MNAT1 component of CDK activating kinase (gene MNAT1). Gene Ontology annotation, cellular component: transcription factor TFIIH holo complex. Lineage: Eukaryota; Metazoa; Chordata; Lepidosauria; Squamata; Viperidae. Gene Ontology annotation, biological process: regulation of transcription by RNA polymerase II; nucleotide-excision repair; positive regulation of cyclin-dependent protein serine/threonine kinase activity. The transcript has 8 exons. Gene Ontology annotation, molecular function: cyclin-dependent protein serine/threonine kinase activator activity. The record is from RefSeq and is a predicted model, not a curated record. Bases 79 to 1008 code for a protein of 309 amino acids.